AUGGACCACCAAGAGAUCUCACCAGCCAUAUUGUACUGGGGCACGCCAGUUGUCCUGGUCUCAAGUACCAACCCAGAUGGCACCACGAACAUCGGCCCAAUGUCCUCGGCAUUCUGGCUCGGUCGUGGUUGCAUGCUCGGUCUGGACGCAUCCUCCCAGACGACGCAGAACAUCCUCCGCACGAAACAAUGCGUUCUCAACCUGGCGUCGGACGACAUGGCCGAUGCCGUCAACGCGCUGGCUCGAACCACUGGCACAGAUCCGGUCCCCGAAGGCAAAGUGCCUCGCGGAUACCAAUUCGUCAAGGACAAGUUCGGGCACGCUGGCCUGACACCUCAUCCGUCCCGUGUCGUGCCAUGUCCGGGGAUCAAAGAGUGCCCUGUCAUCAUGGAGGCCGAGCUGGUGGCGUCGCACGAAAUGUUCCCAGGCAGGGCUAUCGAAGGGCUGAUACUUGCCAUCGAGGUUAGGAUUCUACGGGUCAGCAUUCAUGACCAUCUGAGAUUGGAGGGUUCUCGGAACCGCGUGGAUGCCGACAGGUGGAAGCCCAUGAUCAUGAUGUUCUGUGACCUUUAUGGUCUGAGACCUGGCAAGCUCGAGCACUCGAGGCUGGCGGAGGUGGAAGAGGAGUUGUACAGGCCAUUCACGGAGACGACUGUUGAGGUCGAUGAUGCUGCCGAGCAUGUCAUUGGGUUGGUCGCUUCGAACAGCCAGUAG
Molecule: messenger RNA, 714 nt
Organism: Exophiala xenobiotica
Lineage: Eukaryota; Fungi; Ascomycota; Eurotiomycetes; Chaetothyriales; Herpotrichiellaceae
Exons: 1
Coding region: 1-714 (237 amino acids)
Molecular function (GO): FMN binding
Source: RefSeq, a predicted model, not a curated record